Messenger RNA from Durio zibethinus, 1167 nucleotides. The record is from RefSeq and is a predicted model, not a curated record. NCBI's taxonomy places the organism in Eukaryota, Viridiplantae, Streptophyta, Magnoliopsida, Malvales, Malvaceae.
UUUUACUGACCAGCUCUCCUAAUAUCUAGUAGUAUUGCUUUCCAGAUAUGAGUUCAAAACAAACCAUGAAGAAUGGGUUAAAGAUGUCAAACCAAGACAAGGGCCUGAGAUCUCUCAUUGUGUUCUUGCAGCAAUCAACACUACAUAUGAGAAUGUGAAAACUUUAUACAAAGUCAAGGCUGAGAUGAGAGCUGCUCUGCAAAGUCUUCUAAAGGAUGAUGGAAUAUUAGUGAUUCCCACAAUUGCAGAUCCUCCACUAAAGCUGAAUUCAAAGAAAUGGUAUUCCAAUGAGUUUCGCGAUAGAGCAUUUGCAUUAUUGAGCAUUGCUAGCAUGUCUGGGGGCUGUCAGGUUUCUGUUCCAUUAGGAAAGGAUGAAGGUUUUCCUGUGUCUCUUUCAUUUAUCACAUACCAUGGAGCGGAUAAAUUUCUUCUUGAUACAGUUUUGGAUAUGUACACAUCUCUGCAAGACCAAGUCAGUAUUGCAUCCAAUUCAGCACCAUUGCCUGAUGUCAAUGGUAUUAUGGAUGCUUCCGAACUCUUGAAGGAAAAGGGAAAUGCUGCAUUCAAGGGAAUGCAAUGGAAUAAGGCUGUCAAGUACUAUAGUGAAGCUAUUAAGUUCAAUGGGACAAAUGCAACAUACUAUAACAACCGGGCAGCAGCUUACUUGGAACUAGGAUGCUUCCAACAAGCUGAAGAGGAUUGCAGUAAGGCAAUAUCACUUGACAAAAAGAAUGUGAAGGCAUAUCUGAGACGUGGGACUGCCAGAGAAUCACUACUCUGUUAUAAAGAGGCUCUUGAAGAUUUCAAACACGCUCUGGUUCUAGAGCCACAAAAUAAAGUGGCUAGCCUUGCAGAAAGAAGACUAAGAAAACUGAUUAGUUGAUUUUCCCCUGCUCUCCUUACAUCUUGUCUAACAAAUAUGACAAACAUUGAAGGAAGAUACAUGCAGAAUCGUCGCGCAAUGUCAGCCCUUUGGAUAAAAGGGAAAAUAAAAAUAAAGCUCGCUGUUUAUAGGGUUGCUCCAUUUUUUUUGCUUGGCAUACUCCCCUGCUGUACUUACGUCUUUGUCUAACAAAUAAUUUGUUGAUAUGUCUCCUUUCAAUAGCCAUGAGGAGGUUUUAAAAAUUAUUUAAAAUAUCUCGAGUUGGGCUCUAUUUUUUUAAUUAU